AUGACGGGACGGGACGGGCAGAACAGGGCAGCUCAUUUUGCCGUCCCUAGUUACGACCUCUUGUUUACUAGUUUGUUGUCAUCUUAUGAAUCUUUACCUUUUUUUGAACCACUUUUCCUGUCGUUCUCUUAUGUUUGUGAACCUUAUCAAUUUUGUCACGUCUUCUUCUUCUUAUGUUUCUCUCCAAUUCCAUGUCAUCUUGUUAACUAUUUGUUUGUUUGUUUAUCAUCUCAAAGAUCUUUCUCUUCUUCUAAAGUCUUAACCAACAAACCAAACCAUACCAAUACCAAAUCAAACCAAAACAUGCCAUCUUCAAGUCAAUACUUAGAAAACCUCUUAGACUCUGCUCGUCCCUUCUUACGAGGUGAGUUUGAGUCUAUUGACAAGAACUUACCUUCGUUGGUUGCUACCCUUCGUUCUGUGGGUGCUGGUGAGUGUUGGCACAAGCAUGGUAGCUUCCUUGAUCACCUUGUUGACAUUUACCGCAUUCUCAAGCUCUGGAAAGUCCCUAACUCUGUGUGCCUUUGUGGUCUCUUUCACUCGGCUUAUUCCAAUUCUUAUGUUAACCUAGCUAUCUUUGAUCCUUCUACUGGUCGUGAAGUUGUUCGUGGACACGUUGGUGAAGAAGCUGAGCGUUUGAUUCACUUGUUUUGUGUUGUUCCAAGGCAGCCCCUCAUUCAUGAUGAUCUUCUUUUUAAUUACUCUGAUGAGGAACUUGUUCAACACCUUCAUCAAUCUGAGAUAUCUCUUUGGAAUGCCAAAGAGAAGGGGCUCUUCAAUGGAGAAGAAGGUUGGAGGAACAAACUGCAGGGUGUUCUUCCUGCUGAUGGGAUAAGAGUUAAGCAUAUUCGUACUGGUGAAGGUGUGCAUGUUUCAAGGAGGGUGGUGGCUGUUUUCCUGAUGAUGACUAUGGCGGAUUUCUGUGAUCAGUUGUAUAGUUUUCAGGAUAUGCUGUUUGAUAAUGUUAAUGGUCGUCUUGAGUUUUCCGGGAACAAUUUUGGGGCACUUUGGCCGGGAGAUGGUAAACCAGGUCUGUGGUUGAAUUCGAUUUCGAGGAUGGGAGCAUUGUACGCUUUGAUUGUGAGAGAGGAGGAGAUUUUCAUGGAAGAGAAGAAAAGGGCAGGACUUGGGGUGGUUGAUCAUGAGAGAGAUGAAGAUCUUGAGUUGGUAUUGCCACCAGUUUUUGAUAACUGCACAAAGGUUUUGGAUGCAGGAGAUCAAAUAGUUGCAAGGGAUUUGUACUGGGAAGCUGUUUGUGAUGUGCCUGGCAAAGGGUUGGGGAAGGUUGAGGAAUUGUUGGUGGGGUCUAUUAAGAAAAACCCUUUUGUUGGAGAGCCAUAUGUGGUUUUAAGUCAGGUUUAUUUGACAGAGGGGAGAUUUGAAGAAGCUGAGAAACAUGCAGAGAGAGGAUUGACCCUUCUUCUGGAAUGGGGAUGUCCGUGGGACAAGAGGACCUCUUGGGAAGGGUGGAUUGCAUGGACUAGAGUGUUGUUAAUGAAGGCAAAGGAGAAAUCUUGGCCUCAGAGUUCAUGGGGGAUCCUCAAUUUGGGUCUUGUAAGGUAACUGGGGUUUAUGGCUUUGAUCUUCAACCAAGUAAGUUAUAAGUGAAAGGCAUAAACCGAAUAUUAUGGUACUAUGUUUGUAUAUCUAUUUGUACUUUCAGUGAUAUUUGAUCUCCAAGGUUUUAUGUGCAAGAAAAAGGUUCAUAUUCUCUAAAAGCCAGACAGUAAGAAAUGAUAGUAAGUAGUCCAUAGCAUGAGCUUCUUUAAGUAGUCUUCGUGAUCCAUCAAACUCAACUACAAUUUUCGAUGUGAACUUCUUUAAGUUGAUCCAAGGCCUCAAUCGAUCAUAAAUUUUCUUUUAGUUUCUUUUUUUGUUUUUGUUCUGUAACUAUAAAUAAAAGGCUGCUCAGUCCUGCAUGCAGGUCU
Messenger RNA from Gastrolobium bilobum, 1928 nucleotides. RefSeq lists its product as uncharacterized. The transcript has 2 exons. The record is from RefSeq and is a predicted model, not a curated record. The coding region runs from base 1 to 1563 and encodes 520 amino acids. Lineage: Eukaryota; Viridiplantae; Streptophyta; Magnoliopsida; Fabales; Fabaceae.